CUAGACCACGCUACCAUCGGCAUCUUCUCCUGGCUGCCAUCGUCGGAUUCCGCAUCAUUCCCUUGGCCCCCUCGUACAAAGAAGGCACCAGCCGCAACCCCCGACCCCGCGCACUAGCUUAGCUAAGCCAACCUCCGGGUCCUCUUGACCUCCCAAGCCUGCGAGCUGGAGACAUCCCGGCGCCGGCGCGAUGAGCUCCGGCGGCUGCUCGACCUGCCUCGAGGUCAUAUUCGCCGUCGUCCUCCCGCCGCUUGGCGUCUUCUUCCGCUACGGCUGCUGCAGCCCGGAGUUCUUCAUCUCCCUCGCGCUGACGGUACUGGGCUACGUCCCCGGCAUCGUCUACUCCCUCUACGUCAUCCUCCGGACGCCGCCGGAGCCGACGGGCAUCGACGGGGAGCGGCCGUACGACAUGCUCGCCUGACGGAGGCCUGCACUGUACAUCACCAUCCAGCACAUAGGGCCCCUGCACAGCACACACUAUUGUAGUUUUGCUGUACUUUUCGUCGCCGUUCGUGAUGAGCUGUAGGUAGCAGGUAGUUGGUUCAGGACAUUCCUGGCUGUAUUUUUCUGCGUCCAUGUUCUUCCAGUACGAUUGUUUGGAUGGUCUCUGUAAUUGGUUGUCCGAUUGACGAUUCUAGUAUUCUUUGGGGGUUUAUGAAUGUAUUGUCAGUAAGGGAGAGAUGGCAGUUCAUCUGUCCAUAUAUGAAGCAGUUGCUAAUUGGUACAGUAACUGAUACUCUGAUAAGAUGCAUAUAUGUAAUCAUGUACAAAUCUUAAAUCUUAUAAUGUAGUUUGGGGGUCUGAAUUGUGGUUU
This is a messenger RNA of Panicum virgatum (switchgrass), 814 nucleotides long. RefSeq names its product hydrophobic protein OSR8-like. Gene Ontology annotation, cellular component: membrane. The record is from RefSeq and is a predicted model, not a curated record. The coding region runs from base 191 to 421 and encodes 76 amino acids. NCBI's taxonomy places the organism in Eukaryota, Viridiplantae, Streptophyta, Magnoliopsida, Poales, Poaceae. The transcript has 2 exons.